Molecule: messenger RNA, 1206 nt
Organism: Camellia sinensis
Lineage: Eukaryota; Viridiplantae; Streptophyta; Magnoliopsida; Ericales; Theaceae
Source: RefSeq, a predicted model, not a curated record
AUGUCGGACAAUCUACCACAAGAAGUGGUGUUUGAUAUCUUGGCAAGCCUACCGGUCAAGUCCCUAUUACAAAUGAGGUGUGUAUGCAAAUCAUGGAACUCUCUAAUCAAUAGUCCCAAUUUCAUCACAUCACACACAAACCAAACUCUUGCAAACAACAACAAUGAAUUAGUACUACUUAGGCACCACACUGAUGGCAAAGAUCAGUUCACAGUGCAUUGCAAUAACAACAUAUUCAAUGAGUGUACAACAUUUGAUUGCCCAUUUACAAACUGGACAAAGUAUUAUUUGAGGGUAGUGGGUUCGUGUGGGUUAGUGUGCUUGUCGUCUCAUGAUCAAACUACGAUUUUAUGGAACCCAUCAAUCAAGAGAUGUUUGAAUCUUCCAACGCCUCGCAUUACAUAUAAGUCUCACGGUUCUUAUACGUUUAUCCUUGGAUUCGGACUUGAUCCCUUGGCUAACGAUUUUAAGGUGGUGAGACUUAUAUAUUUUCACAAGAACUUUGGUUACAGGCUUCCGGAAAUAAGGCGCUAUUUGAUACUGUCAUUCAACAUCAGUACUGAAGUGUUUCAUGAGAUAAAGCUCCCGGAUUGUGCUGCUAAUGUGUUCAGACUAAUUGCAUCGGUUGCAGUGUAUGAGGAAUCGAUUUGUUUGUUCCAUUAUGAUAGGGAUUGGGGGUAUCCAAGUAAGAAUUGUGAUAUAUGGGUGAUGAAAGAGUAUGGUGCGGUUGAGUCUUGGACUAAAUUCUUCACAAUUGAUUUUGGUAUAAGCAAAGCUGUAGGUUUUAGGAAGAAUGGUGAAUUUUUGGCAAAAGAUAGAGAGGGGAAGUUGGUUACAUAUGAUUUCAAGACGAGGCAAAUAGUGUAUCUUGGAAUCCAUGGGUUGAAACAAUCGUUUCAUUUGGAGAAUUACAUGGAAAGCCUAGUUUUACUUAUAGAAGGAAAUGAAGUUUUAGAGGAGAAGGCAAAAUCUUAUAAUGCCCUUGACAAAGGUAUAGAAGAAACGUCGGAAUUGGGGAGCAGCAUUAAUCAACAAGGAAGUGGGUCACGCGGUAGGUUCUUUUGUUGUGCAAUGCCUGGCUCUCUCACAAAAACUGGACUUCCUCGACCCUCUUACAGAAACUUGAUUGAUCGUCCACUUCAAUUGGAAAGAAGCCUAUCCCAAUCAACAAUGCUAGAGGAAGCCGAGAAUAAUAGGAAGUUGUAA